GCGGAAAAUAUCUUUUCCCAACCCCUCUUCUUGCUCGAGUUCAUCCUUCAGCCGCAGGCGGUUUGGCAGCGCUACUCCUCACCAAGAUACCCAACACCGCUACUCUCCCAGUCAAGGCUUCUACUAUACUUGACGUGAUAACUGAGUCAAUAGAAGACGAGCAGAAGAAGCUCUUCUCCAGUAGUCAAUUCUCUGCCUUCUGACUAGAAGUUUCUGGUUGCAAACUUCUCUAGUCCAUCAAAUGACCAGCUCUACAAAGAAUAAGAUAAUGGAAGACCCAAAUGAUGGGGAAGUAUUUCACAGAGUCUUCGAUCAACGAGAGGUAAAGAGAUGGGGUGAGAACAAGGUCAAGAAAAGCGGACCGGCCCUCCGUGAAUAUGAAGCAGCCACCUUGAAGUUUAUUGCUGAAAAGACGACCAUUCCAGUUCCCAAGGUGUAUGAUACCGACUGGCAAGACGGUAGGAUGACGGCUUUGUAUAUGGAGUACAUACCAGGUAAAACGCUCGAUAAAAUAUGGGACGAUCUGAAGAAGGAGCAAAAGGUUUCCAUCGCCAGGGAGCUUAAGGGGUACAUGGCUCAACUGCGCGACCUAAAGGGCACCUACAUCGGGGCUCUUGAUAGGGGCAAGGCAUUGAUUGGAAAGAAAAUGCCUCACGAAUGCGGCCCCUUUGAGACCGAGCGCGAGUUUAACAGUUACAUCAUGGAAGACAUUACCAGCACGACGCCCAAUAUGCUGCGAAGGUACGCAAGGCACGCCCUUUCUCACAACCACGAGAUUGUCUUUACUCAUGGCGACAUUGCUCCUCGCAACAUAAUCAUUGGCGAAGACAAAAAGGUUGCCGCCAUCAUCGACUGGGAAGAGUCGGGCUGGUAUCCGGAGCAUUGGGAAUACAUGAAGGCGUUUCAGUACCUUGAGCCCAUGAUGGACUGGCCGGAUUACCUGACCAUUAUCUUCCCACCCAAGUAUGAGAAGGAGUAUAUUGGCCAGUGUUUCUUGGAUAGUAUCGUGUAUCAUUGAGGAGGGUAAUGGGGUAGCUGGCGAGAUUUUGUUGAUAUUGGGAAUUUUCAGAUUGAUGAUGGAUGGCAAUGUAUGCAAAGAGUCGGACUAUAAGCCAGCUAUAUAUAUACCCAUUACGUGUCAAGUUGCCCAGUAUUUUGUCUCAUUUAAAGUCUCAUCAUUGUGUAUUUUGCAUUUCCAGAACGCAUACUCUAUCUUCUCUAUAUACUCUUUGCUUCAUUCCUAAAUCAGUC
Messenger RNA from Trichoderma harzianum CBS 226.95, 1251 nucleotides. RefSeq lists its product as hypothetical. Gene Ontology annotation, biological process: protein phosphorylation. Lineage: Eukaryota; Fungi; Ascomycota; Sordariomycetes; Hypocreales; Hypocreaceae. Bases 269 to 1018 code for a protein of 249 amino acids. The transcript has 3 exons. The record is from RefSeq and is a predicted model, not a curated record. Gene Ontology annotation, molecular function: protein kinase activity.